Molecule: messenger RNA, 1035 nt
Organism: Penicillium oxalicum
Lineage: Eukaryota; Fungi; Ascomycota; Eurotiomycetes; Eurotiales; Aspergillaceae
Product: acetolactate synthase regulatory subunit
Exons: 1
Coding region: 1-1035 (344 amino acids)
Biological process (GO): branched-chain amino acid biosynthetic process
Cellular component (GO): mitochondrial nucleoid; acetolactate synthase complex
Molecular function (GO): acetolactate synthase regulator activity
Source: RefSeq, a predicted model, not a curated record
AUGGCUUUCAGACACCCAUUGACGCUAUCAUCUGCGUCGGUGUCACUGCUGCGGCAGUCGACUGCCGUUGCUCGGUCUCGCGCUACCAUCUCUUCUCAGUUCAAUGCUGUCCGCGCCUCCAGCAGCUCAACCUCUGCUCUCGCCUACAAGGCAUUGCACCGCCGCUCCCCUCUUCCUCUCCCCGUCUCCGACGCCUCAUCUCAGUGGGAUGCGCCGACUGCGGUCUCGUCCAUCUUGUAUGAGACUCCCGUGCCUCCGAGCAAUCCUCCCAAGCGCCAUGUCCUGAACUGCCUGGUUCAGAACGAGCCUGGUGUGCUCUCUCGCGUCUCAGGAAUUCUGGCUGCUCGUGGCUUCAACAUUGACAGUCUGGUGGUGUGCAAGACUGAGGUUGAUGACCUGUCUCGCAUGACAAUCGUGCUGCAGGGCCAGGACGGUGUCGUGGAGCAGGCGCGCCGCCAGCUGGACGACCUCGUCCCCGUCUGGGCGGUCCUGGACUACACAGAUUCCGCUCUUGUCCAGCGGGAACUGCUGCUCGCCAAGGUCUCUAUCCUGGGGCCCGAGUUCUUUGAAGAGCUGCUCCAGCACCACCGCGAGAUCACCACACCCGCCGACUCUCUGAAGGAGGGCCAGAGUCACAACAUUCAGGAGAUUGAAUACCACCCUCGCAACUUGCCCCCCAGCCAGGCUCUGCGCCACAAGCAUGAGCACCUGGAUGCCAUCACCCGUCUGGCCCACCAGUUCGGUGGUAAGGUUUUGGACAUCAGCAACAACAACUGCAUCGUCGAAGUGUAUGUUCUUUCCCCUUCUUCUGCCGUGAUCUGCCCCUUCUCUUGUACUGACGAGUUGCCUUUCUGCAGUUCCGCUAAGCCCAGCCGUAUCGACUCAUUCCUGAAGCUGAUUGGUCCCUUUGGCAUUCUCGAGUCCACUCGAACCGGUCUCAUGGCCCUGCCUCGCUCCCCUCUGUCGGAGCAGAGCGAGGAGAUUGAGAAGGACGCAGCCGACGUCGUCGAUGCCAGCACUCUGCCCCCAGGCUAA